This is a messenger RNA of Uranotaenia lowii, 1604 nucleotides long. RefSeq names its product guanine nucleotide-binding protein subunit beta-5 (gene Gbeta5). Gene Ontology annotation, molecular function: protein binding; signaling receptor complex adaptor activity. Gene Ontology annotation, cellular component: heterotrimeric G-protein complex; cytoplasm. The record is from RefSeq and is a predicted model, not a curated record. The transcript is spliced from 5 exons. NCBI's taxonomy places the organism in Eukaryota, Metazoa, Arthropoda, Insecta, Diptera, Culicidae. Bases 133 to 1191 code for a protein of 352 amino acids. Gene Ontology annotation, biological process: G protein-coupled receptor signaling pathway; G protein-coupled dopamine receptor signaling pathway.
AAAUUUUACCUUUUUUCUUAACUACUGGUCGAUAUUUUUAAGCAAGGCAAGUUUCACAAGGAAAAAUCCCGUAAUAGUUGCACUAGAGAUAUUAAAAAAAACAGGUAAUUUCCAAAAAUAACGGUUAAAAAGAUGACCGAUGUGCUCAGUAACAAUACCACGGAUAAGGUAGCAUCUUUGGUGAAGGAAGCUGAAGCCCUCAAAUCUAAAUUGGAAGAGGAACGCCAAAAGUUAAACGAUGUUACUUUAUCAUCUGUUGCUGAGCGUUUGGAAAUGAUAACUUACAUCAACAUAAAGCCAAGAAGAGUCCUUAAAGGUCACCAGGCUAAGGUUCUGUGCUCCGAUUGGUCACCGGAUAAACGGCAUAUUGUAUCAUCCUCACAGGACGGAAAACUCAUUAUAUGGGAUGCUUUCACUAAUUACAAAGAACAUGCAGUCACAAUGCCAACUACUUGGGUUAUGGGUUGUUCAUAUGCACCCUCCGGAAAUCUCGUUGCUUGCGGGGGACUAGACAACAAGGUUACAGUCUAUCCCAUUACGAUGGAAGAAGACAUUUCAUCCCGAAAGAAAACAGUCGGAACUCACACUAGUUACAUGUCAUGUUGCAUUUUCCCAAAUUCUGAUCAACAAAUAUUGACGGGCAGCGGAGAUUCUACUUGCGCUUUAUGGGACGUAGAAUCUGGCCAACUUUUACAAUCGUUCCACGGCCACACCGGUGAUGUUAUGUCCAUCGAUCUGGCCCCGAAUGAAACCGGUAACACGUUUGUUUCUGGUAGCUGCGACAAGAUGGCAUUUAUUUGGGACAUGCGUUCGGGGCACGUGGUACAAUCUUUUGAAGGUCAUCAAUCCGAUGUUAACAGUGUUAAAUUUCAUCCCAGCGGAGAUGCGAUCAGCACUGGUUCCGAUGAUAGCACGUGCCGCCUGUUCGACAUGCGAGCUGACAAAGAAGUGGCCAUUUUUAGCAAAGAUAACAUCAUAUUUGGUGUAAAUUCGGUCGAUUUUUCUGUCAGUGGAAGAUUGCUCUUUGCUGGCUAUAAUGAUUACACUGUAAACGUUUGGGAUACUUUGAAAGCACAACGCGUCUGCUUGUUGUAUGGACACGAGAACAAGGUUUCUUGUCUCCAAGUAUCACCAGAUGGUACUGCACUUUCCACCGGAAGCUGGGACUUUACCCUUAGAAUAUGGGCCUAAGCGAUCUAGUCAACUGUAUAUUUAAAGUUAUGUAGUAUUUAAAGAUUAUAUACUAUAUCUCAUUAGUCAACGUGUCAUAUAAAUGUUCGAUGUCAAAAUCUCUGUCUCAAAGCAGUAGAAAAUAAGAGUUAAACAAAAAUCUAACAAAAGUGAAAUAUAUCAAAUAUGUUACACGAUGAUUCUUUAGUCGAAAAAUAUACCAAAAAUGUUAGAUUAUGUUUCUCAUAACAAAAUUAGGAAAUUUAAAAUUAAUUUUAUCCACACAUCAGCCAACACUUAUUUUUUAAGUUGAGUACAUUUGUGUGCCAUUAAUUUAGCAUUAUGUAUACUCCAAUAAUUUUUAUCAAAAUAAUGCAAUUAUUCAUCCCAUUUCGUUAUUGAAAUAAAACCAAAAAUCUAAGUAUGAAACCAAA